AUGAACAUCCAUUCCCCACCCACACUGCUGGAGCUGGCAGGGCACAGCCUCCUGAGCGAGAAGUCCAGGGCUUUCCUGGAUCUGGAGGACUAUCCCAUAGAGCUCUUUUCACCACUCUUUGUGGAGGCCUUCAGUAGGGGACACACUGAGGUCCUGAAAAAAAUGGUGCAGGCCUUGUUCUUCACCCGCCUUCCCCUGGGGGCACUGAUGAGGAAGCCACAGCUUGAGAUGAUCCAAGUGGCCCUAGAUGGCCUGGACAUGCUGUUUGCUCAGCAGAAUCACCCCAGGAGGUGGAAACUGCAGGUGCUAGAUUUGUGGAAUGUUCUCCAGAACUUCUGGAGGAUGUGGUCUGGAGUCCUGGUUGAUGCCUGCUCACCAGUUGAAAUUAAGAAGAAUUUAACAUUGAAACUUGGUCCAGCAAUGGCAGCUAAGCCACCCUUCAAUGUAGUCAUAGACUUGAGCCUCAGAAAAAAAACCCUGGAUGAAUUCCUUACCCACUUGUUCCUGUGGGUAAGACAGAGAAGGGACAGGCUGAACCUGUGUUGCAAUAGGCUGAAGAUCUUUGGGAAACCCACCAGCUACACCAGGAAGGUCCUGAGACUGCUGCAGCUGGACUCUGUCCAGAAGGUGGAAGUGCAUUGUGCCUGGGCACCCUCCACCUUGGCUGCUUGUGCUCUAUUUUUCGGCCAGAUGAGGAACCUGAGUAAGCUGCUUGUCUCCCAGGUCUAUGUGCUUGCCUACACCUCCCAAGAGGAGCAGGAGCAGCUGCUUGCCCAGCUCACCUCGCCGUUACUCAGGAUGGACUUCCUGCAGAAGUUCUGUGCCAAUGCUGUCUUCCUCCUUGAGGACCACCUGAAACAGGUGCUUAGCAGUGCAACCACACUGAACAUCCUGGACUUGGCAGGUUGUGGGAUCACUGAUUCUCAGCUCCAAGUUCUUUUGCCUGCCCUGAGCCGCUGCUCCCAGUUUGUGAUCUUGAGCAUCCAUGGGAACCGCCUCUCUAUGUGA
Molecule: messenger RNA, 1008 nt
Organism: Ictidomys tridecemlineatus (thirteen-lined ground squirrel)
Lineage: Eukaryota; Metazoa; Chordata; Mammalia; Rodentia; Sciuridae
Source: RefSeq, a predicted model, not a curated record